GUCAGUAGCCGCAGCUCGGCAGCAAGACAUGCAUGUGUUUUGACAUUUUAAAAAAAGAAAAAUCAUUUUCAUGUAGCUGACUUCCCGACUCGCAGCGCGACGCCCUGAUCCUGUUUGAGAGGUUGAAACAUGAACCCCGUGUUUCGAAAGUUGCAGGCAGUCAAUCAAGUGCUGACAUUAUGCCGGGCCACACCGUGUAUCCAGCGUCCUGUGUGGGAUUCUGUCGACAAACGACAAUACAAGUCCAUGCCAACGCACGGGAUUGGUCGGUGGAGACAUUUUAUACCUAGAGAACCGCCAAAGAAAAAGAAAGACAAACACCAGAUGAAGCCGAUCCUGGCGGCGACAGACACCGCGUAUGGGUCUCUGAGUGUCCGAGUGUCGGGUCAUGACAUGACACUGGUGGAGCACUACUCGCAGUACAUCCACAACCUCUGCAACCGACUCGGCAUCAAAGUGGCCGAAAGUUACGCUUUGCCGACCAAGACCACAGAGGUCAUGCUGAUGCAGGAGCAAGGCACCAAGAUGUUCGUCGAGGCCGUUCUGAAAACUCACCAGAGAGUCGUUCAGUUGAGCAGUCUAGACGCCACACUGUGUCCGCUCUUCAUGGGCGUUGUUCUCAAAAACCAACCGGAAGGAGUUCGACUUUCUGUGAAGGAGCACACGGAGGCCGACUUCCACUCACGUUUCAAGGGUCGUCCAGAGCUCGAGGGGCUCAUGGCUCAGAUAAACCAAUAGGCUCUUCAGACAUUCAACGUUAUUUAGUGUAUUUAUUCUGCAGCAUUCUUUCUUUGAAUGCUUUAAAAGGUGAUACUUUACAUUUCAAAUUGCUGUAUACUUCAAGUUCAACUCUGCAUUGUGACUUCUUGAAGAUUAAACAUUGUCUCAUUUGCCUUUGAAGUUGGAAAGAAGUCUGUAAUAAAUGAUUUAUAUACCAUA
This is a messenger RNA of Labrus bergylta (ballan wrasse), 939 nucleotides long. It is a transcript of the gene mrpl48, whose product is annotated as mitochondrial ribosomal protein L48. The record is from RefSeq and is a predicted model, not a curated record. Lineage: Eukaryota; Metazoa; Chordata; Actinopteri; Labriformes; Labridae. Gene Ontology annotation, cellular component: mitochondrial ribosome.